GUGCCGGUUUAGCAGCGAAAAAGUCGGCGGCGAUUGGAGCAGUGGCUCAGUUGGCGUAUUUUCUGCGGGAGAAUAGUGACGAGGGACGUGCGGCAGUGGUGAAUCUGAUGGGGUUGUUGGUGUCGAAUCGGGAUUUCGUGGCUGGUGUGUGGGAGUAUACAGUGGGACUGAGGGCAAAGGUGGCGUUUGGUACACCGAAAACACUGAUUUCGGUGCUGGAAAAGGGUGACUGUAUAAUGGGCUCAGAGCAGCCGACGUUGGUCGCACCGCUAUCGUUGUUUAUAGCGUUGCUAUCGAAUAUACUGCAGACGAUUGAUGACGAUGAUUUAUUGGGCNGUUUUGUUGUUUUAGAUUUGACCCUGGGAUUGAUUGAUAUAGCGUAUCCGGUGGUGAAUUACGGUGCGAUGAGUGGGGGUGGUAUUGGGUUCAUUGGAGGGGGCGGGGCGAAGGUGAUGACCAGUGAGGAGAGGGAGAAGAAUGCCAAGUGGGCGGAGCUUUUUAGGAAUGUGGCAUCGAUAACGAAGGUGUUGUAUGAACGUGACAGCCGACUGCACUUUAUGCCGAAUGGCUUCUGGUCGAAUCAUAACCGACAGGUGGUGAUUAAUACGUCAAUGUGGCGUAACGGAGGGCGUGGCCAAGGUGGUCGUAGGCGGGGCCAAGGAGGGCCAAGGAACCGCCCAUUUGAGUUCGUUCGCUUUCUGUUGUACGACGCGGACGAUUUGGAGGCGGAGCCACCGAGUGCGGUGGAAUUGAGAAAUUUAUCGAUUUUGAGGGCGAUUCCGUUCGUGAUUCCGUUUUUGCAGAGGGUGCAGAUGUUUACUGAGGUGAUCGCGCAGGAUAAGGCUCAGAUUGGGGCAGACGAAAAUUUUGGAUUCCCGAUUCGGGACGGUCACCACAUAGUGGUACAUCGUACCACGCUGUAUGAGGACGCGUUCGAGAGUCUUGCGCCGGGCAGA
This is a messenger RNA of Anisakis simplex (herring worm), 956 nucleotides long. Lineage: Eukaryota; Metazoa; Nematoda; Chromadorea; Rhabditida; Anisakidae. The record is from the annotation of a GenBank genome assembly.